Seriola aureovittata is the source of this 4386-nucleotide messenger RNA. RefSeq names its product proprotein convertase subtilisin/kexin type 1 (gene pcsk1). Gene Ontology annotation, cellular component: trans-Golgi network; Golgi membrane. The transcript is spliced from 14 exons. The coding region runs from base 215 to 2551 and encodes 778 amino acids. Gene Ontology annotation, molecular function: serine-type endopeptidase activity. NCBI's taxonomy places the organism in Eukaryota, Metazoa, Chordata, Actinopteri, Carangiformes, Carangidae. The record is from RefSeq and is a predicted model, not a curated record. Gene Ontology annotation, biological process: protein processing.
UCCCAAUCACCAGUAUUUCCUCUCCUUGUCGGACAAAUACCGCGCAGUUUCACGUUCCCUCCAUCUCAGCCAGCUGUUUCUUCUAGAGGAAUAAACAAGGGCAUUUCUUUAUUACCACCACACAACAUUUGUAUAUCUUGGAGUUUUGGCUGCUUAUACGUAUUUGUAUAUAGGUUAUAUAUAUUUUUCCUCAUCUGGUUGAAUUUCCUCUGAGAUGGAAGUGAGAUGUCGUCCAACGGUGAUGUGUUGUGUUCUUGCCAUCCUCUGCUCUGUGGUUCCCCGGUCGCUGGAGUCUCUUUACAGGGACAGGCAGUACCUGAACGAGUGGGCUGUGGAGAUCCCAGGCGGACUGGCCGCUGCGGAGGCGAUCGCCAGGGAGCUGGACUACGAACUGGUCCGACAGAUUGGGGCCCUGGAAGACCAUUUCUUGUUCAAACACCGCAAUCAUCCUAGCAGAAUGAAACGAAGUGCCAACCACGUCACCAGGCAGCUCUCGGAGGAUGAUCGGGUGCUGUGGGCAGAGCAGCAGUACGAGAAACGUCGCAACAAGCGAGCGUCCCUAGGGGGGUGCAGGGAUUGCCCGGUGGAUAAGCUGUUUGAUGAUCCCAUGUGGAACCAGCAGUGGUACCUGCAAGACACCCGGACCUCCUCCUCGCUGCCGAAGCUGGACCUGCAUGUGAUCCCCGUGUGGCAGAAAGGCAUCACAGGGAAAGGAGUGGUCAUCACCGUUCUGGAUGACGGGCUGGAGUGGAACCACACAGACAUCUACUCCAACUACGAUGCAGCAGCCAGCUACGAUUUCAACGAUAAUGACCCAGACCCCUUCCCCAGAUAUGACUCCACUAAUGAAAACAAGCAUGGGACCAGGUGUGCUGGAGAGAUCGCUAUGCAGGCAGACAACAAUAAGUGUGGGGUUGGAGUGGCAUACAACUCCAAGGUUGGAGGGAUUCGUAUGCUGGAUGGGAUUGUGACCGAUGCCAUUGAAGCCAGUUCUAUUGGGUUCAAUCCAAACCAUGUGGACAUCUACAGCGCCAGCUGGGGACCCAACGAUGAUGGCAAGACAGUGGAAGGCCCUGGCCGCCUGGCCCAGAAGGCUUUUGAGUACGGCAUCCAGAAGGGCCGCAGUGGGAAAGGCUCUAUCUUUGUUUGGGCAUCAGGUAAUGGGGGCCGUCAGGGCGAUAACUGUGACUGUGACGGCUACACAGACAGCAUCUACACUAUCUCAAUCAGCAGUGCCUCCCAGCAGGGCUUGUCCCCUUGGUACGCUGAGAAGUGCUCCUCCACUCUGGCUACAGCGUACAGCAGUGGAGACUACACCGACCAGAGGAUUACGAGUGCUGAUCUGCACAAUGAGUGCACUCAGACUCACACUGGAACAUCAGCCUCUGCCCCGCUGGCUGCUGGGAUAUUUGCCCUGGCUCUGGAGCAAAACCCGGAUCUAACCUGGAGAGACCUGCAGCACAUCGUAGUGUGGACCUCUGAGUUUGAUCCUUUGGCCAAUAAUCCAGGCUGGAAAAGGAACGGAGCAGGACUGAUGGUCAACAGCCGCUUCGGCUUUGGCCUUCUGAAUGCGAAAGCCCUGGUGGACCUCGCUGACCCGGCCACCUGGAAGCAUGUGCCUGAAAAGAAGCAAUGUAUCGUCAGGGAUGAUUCUUUCCAGCCAAGGGAGCUGAAGGCAGCAGGGGAGAUCACUAUAGAGAUUCCAACCAAAGCCUGUGCGGGGCAGGAGAACACAGUCCGCUCAUUGGAGCACGUGCAGGUGGAGGCCAGCAUUGAAUACACCAGGAGAGGAGAUCUGCACAUCACACUCACCUCCCCAGCUGGUACCAGUACUGUGCUGCUGGCUGAGCGAGAGAGGGACACGUCUUCUAACGGCUUCAGAAACUGGGACUUCAUGUCUGUCCAUACGUGGGGAGAAGACCCAGCUGGUACAUGGACGCUAAAGAUCACAGACACUUCAGGCCGUAUGGAGAACGAGGGUCGGAUUUUGAGUUGGAAGCUGAUUCUUCACGGAACAUCGGAGAAGCCAGAGCACAUGAAGAAACCUAGAGUGUACAUUCCCUACAACGCUGUGCAGAACGACAGGCGCGGUGUAGAACAUAUGGAUGACAUGAUGGAGGAGCCCACAGAGGCCCGUCCACCUCCUAAGACAGAAACUGCACAAGCUUCUCCCUCUUCCAACCCAGAGAAGGUGCCCAAAAAGUUAUCAAAUUCACCCUAUUCCCCCUCUCUGGCCCUGCUGCGUCUCCUGCAGACAGCCUUCAACAGGCAGACCCCAGCCCUGCAGCAGCCCCAGGCCGUAGCCAGGGCUUCCUCCUCCAUCUGGAGGAAGCAGCAGCAGCAACUGGACAGGAGCCGCUCUCCUCCUGCUACAAGACUUCCCCCUCAGAAGCUGUACCAGGCUCUGGACAUGAUCAACAAGUACCGGGGCCCGGAGGACAGUGUCUACAGUGACUACAGCGAUGGCUUCUAUGGCACCAAGCCGUACAGGCACAGAGAUGACCGACUGCUACAGGCCCUAUUUGAAAUGAUAGAUGAUGACCGCAAGUGAAGGCGAGAGGAGAGGAGAGGAGAGGAGAUAUAUAUAUAUAGGAUAAGGGGGUAGCAUGGUUAUGUGUUGGUUGGGGAGCAGAGGAACAAGGCGAAGAGAAGAGAGAUAGUGGAGGGAUGGGAUGAGGCACGGGAGGAGUGGAGGAGAAGAGAAGAAAAGGAAAGAAAACUCUUCCACUCGGUUUUAGUUUUCCCCCAAAAUGCUGCACAUCGGAUCUCUUCAUCACCAAUCACCAUUCAUUAAUUAUUCCUUUCACUCUGUCAUGGGAAAUUGACACAGUUCACAUAUGAGUCAAAAACAUGGACUUGUUUAGAGCCUCUCUGGUACAUCCUGUAUGUCCAUGUAGUGAAAGCAAAGCAUUUCAACUGUAACAAAAGGAGGGGAAAGCCUUGUCUCUCUUCUCUUCAAUGCCUGCUCACGCAUGCCACCUUUAGAAUAUAACUUUUGUAUUAGUAUCUAUAUAUUAUCUAUAUAUUAUACAAAGACAAUGAUUGUAAUAUGGUUUUGAAAACACUUGACAUCUAAAAUCUUCACUUUCAAAAGUCCAUUUUCUAUUUAUACUUUUGCAUUUUUCAUAUGUCCUUUGUCUUUUUCUUUUUUUCAAUAUGUUUCACACUAAUACAUAUGUCAUCUACUUACUUUAUUCUCUUUAGAAGACAAAUUGAUUCUUAAGAAAUUGAAGUCAUUAAAUUAGAGUCAGCAUACAUUCAAAACAAAACAAAAUUUGAAAUUGACCAGCUGUUUGAAAAGUUUAAACAUGGUGACAAAAGAUUUAUUCUCAGGGUGUCAACAAAGCUCAAGAGAGUAAAAGAAUUGUAUUCUGGACUGUAAGUAUUAAGAGAAAUAUAUUUAUUGUGACAGAUUAUUUAAUAUAAAAGUAUGCAGAUGAAACAGUACAUUUGUACCAAUACACUAUUAAAAAUAGAGAAAACAAAAAAACCUCAACUCUGCUGAGAAGGAGUGACAGAAGGAGCACAGUCGUCUUUCAGUUGGAGUAGAGAUACAUUCAAAGUAGAAAAAAAAAUAACAGAUGAAUCUUCUUCUUGUGCAAUUUGUUUAAUUUUGUAUAAGUACAAUGCUGCAUUAAAUGAAAUAUUUUUCUAAGGAUCCUCAUAGUUUAUGGAAAUAAUAUAUACAGUAUCAAACCCUUGAACAGUUUAUUUUCUCAUGGCACAGUUCACUCAAUAACUGCAAAGACAGUGUAGUUAUCACGACUACCAAUAAACACUGCCAAAAUCUUUGCCGUCAAAAAGCUUCUGUGUAUUCAGUGGCGAACAUGUUGUUUGUUCAUCACCUGUAAUAUGCCAACGACAAAGAGUUCCUCAAAUCUUAAGUGAGAUUAUUGCUUUAUUAUUUGCAGCUGAACCACUUCUCUGGUAUUAAUUUAUUUGGUAUUAAAGGACCUAUCACAGCUGAACACGAACUGUAGUAUGGGGGCUCUGCACUGCAAUCUUCAAGCAGACUCAUCUUGAACGCCUUAAUAUAUGCUGUAAUAAAUGUGCGUACUCAUCUCCACGUGGUGUAGAUCAAUUUACAGAUGCUAGUCUUAAGUGUUGAUGAAGCCUCUAUGCAGAGUCUCUGUCCUCCAGCUCGGAACUGCCUGCCCCGCCUCUCUGCCAACAAGGUGACAGGAGAAAGAAGAUGUUUGGGACAACGCUUUACAUGCACCCUGUAAUUUAUCCAUUCUUUAGAGUAGCCCGUGCUGUUUUCUUUUUGUAUGUUUCGGACUGAUGUUUCAGUCCAAAGUUGUUUACACAAACCAAUAUUAUGUUGCAAUUUCUGUAUGGAUGUAUAAAAAAAAAAAAAUGAUUUAUCGUAAUAAACUGCAAAGUGAC